This is a messenger RNA of Lampris incognitus (smalleye Pacific opah), 4298 nucleotides long. It is a transcript of the gene ube2o, whose product is annotated as ubiquitin-conjugating enzyme E2O. NCBI's taxonomy places the organism in Eukaryota, Metazoa, Chordata, Actinopteri, Lampriformes, Lampridae. Bases 16 to 4122 code for a protein of 1368 amino acids. The record is from RefSeq and is a predicted model, not a curated record. The transcript is spliced from 22 exons.
GCAACAGAGCAGAGCAUGGCGCAGCCCAUAUCAGCAGGCGCGGCGGCAAGUGCCGCAGCCGCAGCCGUAGCAGUAUCCCCCAUCCCGGCCGUUUCUCCGACAGCCAGCCCGGUCUCUGAGACCCACUCCGCGGGGCUCUCUCCAGCGGCGGACGGCUCCCAGCGGCUCCUCUUCUCCCACGACUUGGUGUCGGGGCGGUAUCGCGGCUCCGUCCGCUUCGGCCUGGUGCGGAUGAUCCAUGGUGAGGAGGAUUUUAACUCGGACUCGGACCUCGACGAUGGCGGAGGGAGAGGAGGUGGAGGAGGAGGAGGAGGAGGCCGGGUCUCGGUCCCGGUCCCGUACGGCUCGGAUACGGAGAGCGCUGCGGACACGCGGAGCCGGCCUCUCGGAAGAGGGUUCGUGCGCGUGCAGUGGUACCCCGAAGGAGGGAAGCAGGACAUCCGCGAGACAAAGCUGAAACUCGAAGAUCGAUCCAUCGUUAUUAGAGACAUUGUGCGACGGAUGCAUUCCUGUGACAACCAGUGUGGAAUUGUGACCAACAUUGACAUUGAGUGUGCUGUGAAACUAGUAGGAACCAACUGUGUGCUAUACCCAGUCAACAGCAAAGACCUGCAGCACAUUUGGUCUUUCAUGUAUGGCGACUACAUUGCCUAUGACUUCUGGCUGGGGAAAGUAUAUGACCUGACAAAUCACAUCAUCCUUAAGCUGUCCAAUGGAGCCAGGUGUUCAAUGAGCGUGGAGGAUGGUGCCAAGCUUUACGAUGUCUGUCCACAUGUCAGUGACUCGGGCCUGUUUUUCGAUGAGGCGUACGGCUUCUACCCAGGCCAGGUGCUGAUUGGGCCAGCAAAAGUCUUUUCUAAUGUCCAGUGGCUGUCUGGGGUCAAACCCGUCCUCAGCAAGAAGUUCAAGUUCAGGGUUGUUGUUGAAGAGGUCAAAGUCGUGGAGCUAAAGGUGACGUGGAUCACCAAGAGCUUCUCUCCUAAAGGCUCUGACAGCGUCUAUCCCCCUCCAUCCACCAUCACACAGGAGAACCUCCACAGGGUGAGACGUCUCGGCUACUACGACCACACCCAGAGGCAGCUCGGAGAGAGGGCGCUCUAUAUUUUCCCCGCCAAGGGGGACGCCACGCGUAUCACUUGUGAAGGACUUGAGGGAGCCCCCAUCCUGCCUGAGGACCCUGUGGCCAGGAAGUUAAAAAGGAUGUUCAAGAAAGAUGCAGGGAAGAAGACAGUGGAGAACACGGAUGCACAAGGGGACCAAAAGUCUGAGCAAACAGAGACAUCCCUCCAAUCAAACAAUGGUCCCGUGGAGGCCCCCCAGGAGGCCCACAACCCUGCAGACAGUUGGGCUGAGCCCGGGGAGCAGGAUGCAGACGAUGAGGCGGCGGAGGACACCGAUGAUACCAGCUCCCUCACUUCCUCGGCUAGCUCCACGGCCUCCUCUCAGAGCGGGGGUCUGGGAACAAACCGCAAGAAGAGCAUCCCCCUCUCUAUCCGCAACCUGAAGAGGAAGCACAAGAAGAAGAGGACCAAGUUCUCCCGUGAAUUCAAGCCAGGAGACAGAGUGGCGGUGGAGGUGGUGUCCACGAAGACCUCGGCUGAUGUGAUGUGGAAGGACGGGCGGGUGGAGAAAGGGAUUCGGUCCAACGAUCUCAUUCCCAUCCAGCACCUCGACAGCCACGAGUUCUGUCCUGGGGACUUCGUGGUCGACAAACGACCACAAGCCCUUCAGGACCCAGGCGUGUAUGGAGUGAUUCAGUCUGGUGAUCACAAGGGUCGGACGUGUGCUGUCAAGUGGAUCAAACUCAAUUCCACCAGCGACGAUGUGGAGGUGAUAGGCGAGGAGGAGGAUGUCAGCGUGUAUGACAUCGCAGAUCACCCAGACUUCCAUUUCCACACCACAGACAUUGUCAUCAGAAUAUGGAACUCGGAGAACGGAAACACGAAUGACUGCGAGAACGAGACAUCAGUAGGUCAGGUCUCCAGGGUGGACGUGAGCAGCAAGGUGGAAGUGGUUUGGGCCGACAACUCCAUGACCAUUGUCCUCCCACAGCACCUGUACAAUGUGGAGUCAGAGAUUGAGGAGACAGACUACGACUCGGUGGAGGAGACGAGCAGCGGCCUGUCAACUGAGGAGUGGGAAGACGAGAGUGACAGCUGGGAGACUGAUAAUGGCCUCACCACUGAGGAUGACAGCCACGUCAACAAUGCUGAUGUCAACUCCACGGCAACCCUGGCCCCAACGCCCACAGGCUCUUCACCCUUCAUCAUUCCACCAGAGGAGGGCAACAAGGCAGGGGUCACCAGCCCCAGUAAGGGCGUCCCCGGGGAGGAAGGGGAGGGUGCCAUGGCCGUGGCUAGUUCAGCUUCUGGAGGAGGAACUGCUUUAGGAGGGGCAGGCGAUGGAGCAGAGAAGCCGAGCAAAAUUGGUACUCCUCGAGGGUUUAGGGAGCUAAAAGAGGCUCUGAAGAUUCUGGAGAGCCUGAAGAACAUGACUGUCGAACAACUCUGGACCGGUGGAUCGCCAACCUCGCCAAUCUCUGCCGAACCCACGUCCACCACUAACGUAGCGAGCUCAUCAGUGCCUGUGGUCCCUGAGAAGCCCACCAAGGAGAAACGCUUCCUGGAUGACAUUAAGAAGCUGCAGGAAAACCUGAGGAAGACACUAGACAAUGUUGCCAUAGUGGAGGAGGAGAAGAUGGAAGCCGUGGUUGAAGCAGGAGGAAGUGGAGGAGCGGGCACGGAGGGGGAGCGAGCAGGAGAGGAGAGGCCCCAGCAGGAGCCCCAAACACCAGUGAGUGGACCGGAAUGGCCCAGUGACACGCCAGUACUGUGCCAACAGAGUGGAGGCAAGCCUGGGGUCACCUUCACUAGUGCCAAGGGAGAGGUGUUCUCUGUGCUGGAGUGGGCACCAGACACGCACACGUUUAAGAAAAUGGAGUUUCAGCCAGCAGAGGCUAAGAAGUUCUUCAGCACAGUGAGGAAGGAGAUGGCUCUCCUGGCAACCUCCCUGCCUGAUGGCAUUAUGGUCAAAACCUUUGAAGAUCGCAUGGACCUGUUCUCGGCUCUGAUCAAAGGGCCGACCCGCACACCCUAUGAGGACGGCCUGUUUCUGUUUGACAUCCAGUUGCCCAACAUUUACCCGGCAGUGCCGCCUCUCUUCCGCUACCUGUCGCAGUGCAGCGGCCGCCUCAACCCCAACCUGUAUGACAACGGGAAGGUCUGUGUCAGUCUGCUGGGCACCUGGAUCGGCAAGGGCACUGAGAGAUGGACUAGUAAGUCAAGCCUGCUACAGGUUCUUAUCUCCAUACAAGGCCUAAUACUUGUCAACGAGCCAUACUACAAUGAGGCUGGCUUCGAUAGCGACAGAGGCCUCCAGGAAGGCUAUGAGAACAGCCGCUGCUACAACGAGAUGGCACUGAUCAAGAUGGUGCAGUCGAUGACCCAGCUACUCCAGAGCCCUGUGGAGGUCUUCAAGCAGGAGAUCCAAGAGCACUUUAUGUCGAGUGGCUGGCGGCUAGUGCAUCGUCUAGAGAGCUGGCUGGACCUCCACGAGGCCACCGAGAGAGGACGGGCAGCACAGACGUCCGUCAGGGCUCAGCCUUCAAAGGACAGACCUCCAUCACUGGAAAAUGCGGAUGAGCUACUGUCCAUCGGGUCGGCACCGGUGGCGGUGGCCCACAGUAGCCCCAAUAAGCCUAUGGAGGAGGGACUUACAGAAGGGCUUGGUAGCAAUAUUGUGGAGGAAGAGCUGGAGGAUUCAGGGUUGAGCCUCUCCACUAUGGCCACCUCCCAGCAGGAGCUGCGUCAGAACACAGACUGUGAUUGCAUGCCUGCCAGCAACUCCAUCGGAGGCGGCUCUGUCAGUAUGGUGGCACGCGGCGGGGUAGCAUCAGAAUCAAGCUCUGUGGCAGCAGGGACAGGAAGCCAGCCUGUGGUGCGACCAAAGAAGCGGAGAAAGAGCUAUAGGAGUUUCCUCCCAGAGCGCAGCGGCUACCCGGACAUCGGUUUCCCACUUUUCCCUCUCUCCAAGGGAUUCGUGAAGAGUGUCCGGGGGGUGCUGUUGCAGUACCGGGCUGCACUGACCGCCGCUGGCAUCCCGGACAGCACUGAGGACAAGUAAGUGCCUCCACACGGCUCCCUGCCUCCCUCCUCAUCCUCUCCUCCACCCUUCACCUCCCACCGCGCCUGAUUCUGUGGAGGAGGUUUUGUGACUUUCUCUGGUUAGGCGGAGGAUGGGUGACCUCCAAUCUCCAGUCCUCUAUGCUACUUAUCCAGAGCUGCACUGUGCCCCUCAGC